AUAAUUCGGCUUUUUCCGUCCCCUGCGGCGUCCGUCACAUGGGCUGUCUUCAAGCCCACUCCCUGACGCAGCACAGACUCCAUUUUGUUUGAUUCUGGAGUUUGUAGCCACUGUCGACAGCCUGCAAGAAAAAUUACCACUACAACCCCUCAAAGCUGAUAAAGCAUCACCAUCGCCAUGAGUGGAUGUCGUAUUUUCAUCGGGCGGCUGAGCCCGUCGGCCAGAGAGAAGGAUGUGGAGAGGUUCUUCAAAGGAUACGGCCGCAUCCGAGAUAUUGACCUCAAGAGAGGCUUCGGUUUUGUGGAGUUUGAUGACCCUAGAGAUGCUGAAGAUGCUGUAUAUGAACUCGAUGGCAAAGAGCUGUGCAAUGAAAGGGUAACCAUUGAGCAUGCUCGUGUACGUCUGCGAGGUGGUCGUGGCAGAGGUGGUGGCGGUGGAGGAGGACGUUUCUCUGACCGCUAUGGCCGAGGCUCCCAGAACAGUCGGAGUCGAAACCCUCCCCCAAUGCGCACUGAGAAUCGUCUGAUUGUGGAGAAUUUAUCCUCUCGUGUCAGCUGGCAGGACCUGAAAGAUUUCAUGAGACAAGCUGGAGAGGUGACAUUCGCAGACGCACAUCGUCCCAAGCUCAACGAAGGGGUGGUUGAGUUUGCCUCUUACAGUGAUCUGAAAAAUGCCCUUGAGAAACUGUCUGGAAAGGAAAUCAAUGGCAGGAAAAUCAAGCUCAUUGAAGCAGCCAAGAAGAGAUCGAGAAGUCGUUCACGAUCCGAGAGCUCCUCCCGCUCGCGGUCCCGUUCCCGUGGUCGCUCUCCAUCUCGCUCCCCCAGACGAUCCCGUAGCCCCACCAAGGCCCACAACCGUUCUCGCUCCCGCAGCGGCUCCCCUGUCGGUGGAACCUCCUCCCCCAAAUCAAAGGAGCCGGUCAAACGCUCCUCCAAGACGAGUAAGUCUGCCACUCCACCCUCCCCUCCACCUGCUCAGAGAGCCUCUGUCUCCCGUUCCCGCUCCCGUUCACGCUCCCGCUCUCGUUCGCCUUCUACUGACAGCCAGCGCUAACAGCUGUGUUUAGCUAAUUGGGAACGAACAGUGGAAGCAACUUGUUUCAUCAUAAGACUCAGCUUGGAUGAGUUGGCCGCAGGAGCUCCCAUUUUCCUGUGACCUCCACUGAAAGCUGAGAGGAAAGUUUUCCUUGAGUACGAUUUGUUUUUCCCCUGUCUGGAUUUUUCUCGUGACCGUCUUUAAGUUUGUUUGUUUUUUUUUUUUUUACAUCUACACAAAUACAUUAUCAGACAUGAACAGCGAUGUUUAGUCCCAUAUUUUGUUUUCAUGAAAAUAAUUAACUUAGAUAACUCCCAGUUAAUUCAUCCUGUUAGGUUUCAGGUGCAGCAAUGCAGCACCAUUGCUUUUUCUCACAAACAGUUGAGUGAACCAGCGUCACUGUAAAUUAAUCUCUGCUCUCUGAUAAACUUCAGACAGGGAUUCUGUGUUUUCCAAUAGUACUAUGAUGAUUUUGAUAAAUAGUGUGACCACUUUCUUUACUCUUUCUAUGAUACUUUUGCUUGUUGGUGGGAGAAUUGUCAUGUUUUUGUCCUUAUCGCUCAUGUUUUCCAAGCCUUUUCACCUUUUCUCCAUGUGUUCUUACCUAUUGUACCUACCACGGCUGGUGUGUGUGUAUCUAUUACUUGGGAUGCUUGCAUGUGCUUUUGUUUGAUCGAAAUUUAGCAUCUAGUUAUUGGACAUACUUUAUUUGUGCUUAAAGCCCGAAUAUGAACCACCAUUAUUACUAGCAUUGGCACCCUGUGUAUCAAGAACAUCAGUGGACAAAUACCACACAUAACUCCUGCAGGUAAACAGCUCUACAGUAAUUUAAUGUCUACAUUCUUGCAGUUACCGUUGAACUUUUAUUUUAUUGAGAGAUGUAACACAUUUGAAGAUAAAGUCAACAAUUUAAAUUUGCUGUUUUGCAAUGGUGUUUCUUACAGAAUGCCGUUUAUUCCAGCAUUGUAAUGUUGAACUUUUUUGAAAUUUUAUUUUAUUUAGGACUUUGUGUUCUGAUUGCAGACUUCUGUUUAAAUGUAAUUCCAAGAAUACAUGUUGGUACUGUGACUGAUGUUACUGUGGUUCAAAUGAACAUGUAAACAAGAGUUUGGAAAAACACAUUUUUGUACAUGAGGAUUUUAUUUUCAGUGAAAAAUCUGAUGGAUGUUUGUAUGAUGUAGGAUGACAGUAGACUUAACCAAUAAAACAAUUUUAAUUAAA
Molecule: messenger RNA, 2256 nt
Organism: Amphiprion ocellaris (clown anemonefish)
Lineage: Eukaryota; Metazoa; Chordata; Actinopteri; Pomacentridae
Gene: srsf5b
Product: serine and arginine rich splicing factor 5b
Exons: 8
Coding region: 178-1053 (291 amino acids)
Cellular component (GO): nucleus; cytoplasm; ribonucleoprotein complex
Molecular function (GO): mRNA binding
Source: RefSeq, a predicted model, not a curated record